CGAACACUACUGGCUACCUCUGCUCUUUAUCUCCGCUCUGCUCGUCGCUCUCCCGCAGGCUGCGUGGCUCUCCGAGAACAAAAACGAUCACGAACUAAACUUUAUUUCACCGUUUUUCACGCGAUUAACCUCGAAGCUCGCGACGGAGACAGAUGGCUCAACCGUUUCUCGACAGUUUAGGAGACGGUGCUGUGUCGAUUUUGGGAGGUGGAUUUGUUUAAAUUGUGCCGCAACUUCAGACAGAAUCAGCGACGGAACAAGUUGUAGCCGAGAUAAAGGAAUCCGGAUCAGCUCUGCGCCUGUUAAGGUCCAAGUCAAGAUGUCUGUCAGUAACCACGAAAACAGAAAGUCUCGCUCCAGUUCCGGCUCCAUGAAUAUCCAUCUCUUCCACAAGACGUCCCACGCCGACAGCCUGUUGACUCAGCUCAACCUGUUACGCAAACGAAAAGUCUUCACAGAUGUUGUCCUGAAGGCCGGAAACCGGUCCUUCCCCUGCCACCGCGCCGUCCUGGCCUCCUGCAGCAGAUACUUUGAGGCCAUGUUCAGCGGCGGGCUCAGGGAGAGUCGGGACGCCGACGUCAACUUCCACGACUCUCUCCACCCGGAGGUGCUGGAGCUCUUGCUUGACUACGCCUACUCUGCCCGGGUCAUCAUCAACGAGGAAAACGCUGAAUCGCUCCUGGAAGCUGGCGACAUGCUUCAGUUUCACGACAUCAGGGACGCGGCGGCGGAGUUUCUCGAGAAGAACCUCCACCAGUCGAACUGUCUGGGGAUGAUGUUGCUGUCGGACGCCCACCAGUGCCAGAGACUGUACGAGCUGUCGUGGAGGAUGUGCCUGGCCAACUUUGCUACUCUCUUCAAGACAGAGGACUUCCUCAGCCUCCCGAGAGAAAAAUUCAAGGAGCUGAUCCUCAGUGAGGAGCUGGAGGUGGAGGACGAGAGCCUGGUGUACGAGGCGGUCAUCGACUGGGUGAAGGCCGACAUGGAGCACAGGCACAGCGAGCUGCCCGAGCUGCUGCGCUGUGUCCGCCUGGCGCUGCUCCCUGAAACGUACCUGCUGAAGAACGUUGCCUCCGAGGAGCUGGUGAUGUGUCACAAGGUGGGCCGGGAGAUCGUCGAAGACGCCGUGCGGUGCAAAAUGAGGAUCCUCCAGAAUGACGGUAUCGUGACGGGGUUCUGUGCCCGGCCCAGGAAAGUUAGCCAGGCCCUGCUGCUGCUGGGAGGACAGACGUUCAUGUGUGAUAAAGUCUACAUGAUCGACAACAAGACCAAGGAGAUCACCCCAAAAACAGACAUCCCCAGCCCCAGGAAAGAGUGCAGCGCCUGUGCUAUUGGCUGCAAGGUUUAUGUUACUGGAGGACGUGGCUCUGAAAACGGGGCCUCCAAAGACGUCUGGGUCUACGACACAUUACACGACGAGUGGUCCAAAGCUGCACCGAUGUUGGUGGCCAGAUUCGGACACGGCUCUGCGGAGCUCGACCACCAGCUGUUUGUCGUGGGAGGACACACUUCUCUUGCGGGAUCCUUCCCUGCAUCUCCGUCUGUGUCUCUCAAACAGGUGGAGCAGUACGACCCCCAGACCAAUAAAUGGACCCUGGUGGCUCCGCUCAGAGAGGGGGUGAGCAACGCCGCCGUCGUCGGUGCCAAAAACAAACUCUUUGCCUUCGGGGGCACCAGCGUAAACAGAGACAAAUACCCCAAGGUGCAGUGUUUCGACCCGUGCCAGAACCGCUGGUCCGUGCCUGCAGCCUGUCCGCAGCUGUGGCGCUACACUGCAGCGGCUGUGGUCGGCAACCACGUUGUGGUGAUCGGAGGCGACACCGAAUUCUCCGCCAGCUCCGCUUACCGGUUCAACAGCGAGACGUACCAGUGGUCGAAGUUUGGCGACGUGACAGCCAAACGGAUCAGCUGCCAUGCCGUGGCAUCAGGAAACAGACUGUAUGUGGUCGGAGGGUACUUUGGGGCUCAGAGGUGCAAGACACUAGACUGUUACGAUCCAUCGUCAGACUCUUGGGACAGCGUGACCAGUGUGCCCUACUCGCUCAUUCCCACCGCCUUCGUCAGCACGUGGAAGUACCUCCCAGCGUAGAGGGAGACGCACUGACUCUUUGAGGUUUCUACGAUCAGCCAUGGUGUCUGGUGUGCAGGCAUGUGUCCCCCUUCACUGGCUGCACAGAGGCGGACAAGGAGGAGGAGUGAAGAGUUUGUGUGUUCCUGCUGUGGCUCCAUCCAGGCUGAUUCACAUUAUCAUCAGCUGCAGAGGCAGUCCUGGAAACCGCCCAGAGACUGGAAGUCUGAGCCCCCCCCCCCCCCCACCUGAUCUGUUUACUCAUACUUCUUGUGUGACUUUCCCAUGUGGACACAAGCCUGAGCUGGACUCGUUGCCAUGUACACUGCACAGACUUCACAGUCGUCUGUAUAUAACGUGGGAAGCACAGACAGGAAAUGGACGGAUGGGGUAAAUGUGUGGUCUGGGCAUCUUUUCUCUUUCCACCUCCUGGGGAGAAUCUGCUCAGUCGACUCGCUCCAUCAUCCAACAUGCGUGUCACCUCGCCAGUAGAUUACCAUUUUAAGGACGUCUAAGUGUCUCUGUUACUGACAUGUUUUACGGUCAAGCGUGCUGUCCUGUUUUAUUGUGGUUUCUCUUCUCCCCACCUGACACUGGGCGUUUACUCAGGUGUAAUUUAUUUGGAUCGUGAUAGGCUGAAUUAGACCUUUGCUAUGCCAGGCGUACAGAGGAAGGACAGAAGACAUUUGGGGAAGUGUAUGAUUUUGUGCACAGAAAACAAUCCCGUCUGUAUUUUUAGACCUUGGACUCGGGCUUCCCUCAAUUUUGGGCGAGCUAAAUUUGCAAUGUCCUCCUUGACCUAAAAUAGACACUCGCAAGAGAGAAUGUGGCCCGUCACGGCUGAAGAAGAUACUUUUCUGUUUCAGACUAUGAUUUUUGUCAUAUUUUUUUUCCUAUGUUUUGUGUCUCAGGGUUUUGUAUAGUUUUGCUUGUAUUUGUUCAAGGAAGGGUGACAUGUUUGUUUUCUGUCUUCUUUGUUCUAAAAAGUUUUUUUUUGUGAAUGUAUAAUUUUGUGAUUUUUACAGAACUGUCGUUAUAUUGUUUUGCCAAGUGAAAAUGCAUGAUUACUUAAAGGGUAGCACUGCCAAUUUGACAGAUUAAAGCGUGUUUACAGGUCUUGGGGAGUUAUAAAUUACCUACAUUAGGCCUACAUUACCCACAAUGCAACCUAGCCACAUUGGACGUCUCUGGAAGGAAAUUGUUACAUGAUUACUGUAGCAACAUGGACGCCAAAAAGUUGUUUCCUGUAAUUUUAGUGACGAGGAAACGGUACAAUGACAAUGUACAAUACACGACUUCGCUUAAAGUUUCUCACCAUCAUCCGAAUGUUUACUUUUAUCCACCAUGUUUCAGCGUCAUAUGACACCAACUCAGCAAAUCUCGUACCAAAAUGUCUCCCAACUGUCUGGACUUUUGAAAAUGUUGAUAAUUCCGACAGCACAUGAACUCACCGUGCAUGCAGCUUCUCCUCUGGAGCCACGACAGGCUUUAUACUUGUGUCUCACAUAUGUAGUAGUGAGUACUCACCCAAGACCUGUAAACACCCUUUAAUGUGUAAAACGGGGGGAGUUAACACUUAACUAGUAGUGGUCACAUUUAAAACAUAUUGCCAAAACAUGACUAGCUAACCUUUAGUGUCGUUCUGGAAAAACAAAAGCUAAAUGUGUCCAAAGUAGUUAACAAAUACUUUGUGGCUCUAAUAUUAUUUUUUUCAUUUUGUAUUUCAGGAUGUUUGUCGGAAGUCUUUUUCUGUGUGUAUAGUUUGUAUAUUUUCUUUGUAAUUGAUUUGUAGAAGCCUUUGAUUUUGCACAAUUUGUACAAACAAAAUCUCAUGACGGUCUUAAUUUUGUAUCUUUGUCUUAACCCAGCUCGGGUAGUGUGAAUAAUCAAAGCCUUUUUGUAGCAAAUUAUCAACUUUUUCUCUUUUCUCUUCAUUCGCUCUGUGUGCAAGUCUGCAGUUUCCCCAGUAUAUCGAAGUAUACAUCGGAUAUACUGAUAAGCUAAGCUCUUACUAAUGAACUCUGUUACUUCAUGUUGUACGGCUCCAAACUCGUCAAUAAAGAUUUUGUUGAAAACAGGAAAA
Molecule: messenger RNA, 4151 nt
Organism: Acanthopagrus latus (yellowfin seabream)
Lineage: Eukaryota; Metazoa; Chordata; Actinopteri; Spariformes; Sparidae
Gene: enc3
Product: ectodermal-neural cortex 3
Exons: 4
Coding region: 320-2089 (589 amino acids)
Molecular function (GO): protein binding
Source: RefSeq, a predicted model, not a curated record